This is a messenger RNA of Pleurotus ostreatus (oyster mushroom), 612 nucleotides long. It is a transcript of the gene DID2, whose product is annotated as Vacuolar-sorting protein SNF7. Gene Ontology annotation, cellular component: ESCRT III complex; multivesicular body. Lineage: Eukaryota; Fungi; Basidiomycota; Agaricomycetes; Agaricales; Pleurotaceae. Bases 1 to 612 code for a protein of 203 amino acids. Gene Ontology annotation, biological process: protein transport; endosome transport via multivesicular body sorting pathway; late endosome to vacuole transport. The transcript has 5 exons. The record is from RefSeq and is a predicted model, not a curated record.
AUGAGCAACCUAGAAAAAACGCUAUUUCAGCUCAAGUUUACCGCGAAGACUCUCAAUCGACAAGCUAAGAAGGCCCAGAAGGACGAGAACUCAGAGAAGAGUCGCCUGAAGAAGGCGCUACAGCAAGGGAACAACGAUGGCGCACGAAUCUACGCUGCGAAUGCCAUAAGGAAGAAGUCAGAGGCCCUCAAUCUCCUCAGGCUAUCAAGUCGCAUCGAUGCGGUUGCCAGCCGCGUCGAGACUGCAGUAACGAUGCGACAAGUCACUGGCAACAUGACGUCGGUUGUGCGGGGGAUGGAUAAGGCCAUGGAAAGCAUGAACCUCGAACGAAUUUCAGUCGUCAUGGACAAAUUCGAAUCACAAUUCGCGGAUAUGGACGUUCAAACAUCGUACAUGGAGGACGCUAUGUCUGCGACCACCGCAGUCUCUACACCACAGGAUCAGAUAGAUCAGCUCCUACGCCAGACCGCUGAAGAGGCCAAUAUCGAGCUGCAGCACGAUCUCCAGGCCAGAGACUUGGAGGCUGUUCCUGAUCUAGCUGUGAAGGACAAGAUCGGCCAGGAGGAUGACAAGUUGGCGGAACGUCUGCGAGCAUUGCGGCCUGCGACGUAA